AUGGCUCUCAGUGCCAAGAACAAGAUUGGAUUUGCAUAUAGUACUUUGAAGAAACCAAUGAACACAGCUAGUGUUGAGUUUAGAAUUUGGACUCGUUGCAAUGAUCUAGUUGCAUCUUGGACUAUGAAUUCCAUCUCGAAGGAGAUUGCAACUUUUCUCAUCUAUACGACCAAUGCUGAAGCUAUUUGGUUGGAUUUGAAAGAAAGGUUUUCACAGAAGAAUGGUCCAAGGAUUUUCCAAUUACAGAGGUCUCUUUCCACUCUCACUCAAGACAACAUGCCUAUAAGUCAAUAUUUUACUCGUCUUAAGGCAUUAUGGGAUGAAUUGAAUAAUUUCAAACCUUUGGAUUUGUGUGAUUGUUGUCAUUGUGGAAAGAUAAAGCAAAUUCUUGAUCUUCGAGGCCAAGAAUAUACAAUUCAAUUCCUUAUGGGUCUCAAUGACUCAUAUUCUCAGAUUCGAGGCCAAAUUCUUCUUCAUGAUCCAAUUCCCUCUAUAACCAAAGUUUUCUCUUUGAUUGUUCAAGAAGAAAAACAAAGAGAAAUUUCUCUUAGUUCCUUGUCUCAUGAGAUUGCUGCACUCAUGACAAGAACUCCACCAGUUGGAAAUAGGUUUAGUGAACCUACAAAACAGAGUUUUGUCGAGAAGGAACGUCCAAUAUACUUUCAUUGUAAAAUUCCUGAACAAUUGUAG
Molecule: messenger RNA, 690 nt
Organism: Corylus avellana
Lineage: Eukaryota; Viridiplantae; Streptophyta; Magnoliopsida; Fagales; Betulaceae
Source: RefSeq, a predicted model, not a curated record